UCACUUCCUGCGCGGGGCCGUGAUCUGUGCGCAGGCGCGGUCCGAGCCUUCUCUUCCUCCACGCCGCCAUCAUGGGUCGUAUGCACGCUCCUGGAAAGGGCCUGUCCCAGUCAGCUCUGCCGUACCGGCGCAGUGUGCCCACGUGGCUUAAACUGACGUCGGAUGAUGUUAAAGAACAGAUCUACAAAUUGGCCAAGAAAGGCCUGACACCCUCCCAGAUCGGUGUUAUCUUGAGGGACUCUCAUGGUGUUGCUCAAGUGCGCUUUGUCACUGGCAACAAGAUUCUGAGAAUCCUUAAAUCCAAAGGUUUGGCCCCUGACCUUCCGGAGGAUCUGUAUCACCUGAUCAAGAAGGCUGUUGCCGUCCGCAAGCAUCUGGAGAGGAACAGGAAGGACAAAGAUGCCAAGUUUCGUUUGAUUCUUAUUGAGAGCAGAAUCCACAGGCUGGCCCGUUAUUACAAGACCAGAAGAGUACUGCCACCCAACUGGAAGUAUGAAUCUUCUACAGCAUCUGCUCUCGUUGCAUAAACAUUCUGUGUUUUUUGGUCAAAUAAAUGGCAUCAUCCUAA
Messenger RNA from Polypterus senegalus (gray bichir), 568 nucleotides. It is a transcript of the gene rps13, whose product is annotated as ribosomal protein S13. Gene Ontology annotation, cellular component: ribosome; cytosolic small ribosomal subunit; nucleolus. The transcript has 6 exons. The coding region runs from base 72 to 527 and encodes 151 amino acids. Gene Ontology annotation, biological process: translation. The record is from RefSeq and is a predicted model, not a curated record. Lineage: Eukaryota; Metazoa; Chordata; Cladistia; Polypteriformes; Polypteridae. Gene Ontology annotation, molecular function: structural constituent of ribosome; small ribosomal subunit rRNA binding.